Molecule: messenger RNA, 1895 nt
Organism: Dryobates pubescens (Downy woodpecker)
Lineage: Eukaryota; Metazoa; Chordata; Aves; Piciformes; Picidae
Gene: PROC
Product: protein C, inactivator of coagulation factors Va and VIIIa
Exons: 9
Coding region: 358-1701 (447 amino acids)
Biological process (GO): proteolysis; blood coagulation
Cellular component (GO): extracellular region
Molecular function (GO): serine-type endopeptidase activity; calcium ion binding
Source: RefSeq, a predicted model, not a curated record
AGAAAGCCAAGUGGGAAAACUCUUAAAGACUGCAGUGUAUCCCUUUUGGUUGAUUGUGUGCUGUGAGAAGGUGGUAGGAUCUCUCAAGGGACCUCAUACUUGGUGCUUACACUUACAAACUGAAUACAACCACUUCUACUUGCUAGAGGCUCAGAAGAAAAACAGAUUUGAAGAAGGCAGAGUAGAUGCCCGCAGCUCUUUCACCUUUCUCGUUUAUGCAGCUGAAUUGUCAAGCUCCCCCUGGGUACUGUUUGUUUAAUGACUAAAAAGACAGCACUCUGUGUCACUCCCAAGAGUCAAUAUCUGAAGUUAUGGAUUAACUAAGUUCCAGCAGAGCUCAUGGUGGAAGAAUAGAUCAUGCUGUUUCACACUGAACAAAGCAGUGACUCCUGCUGCAGGAUGUGGAAGCUUGUCACUAUAGGGGUACUGUUGGCAGUCUGCUCUUCACAAGUCUGUAGUACCUCAAUAUUUUACAGUAAUAGAGAUGCAAACCAAGUCCUGAAAAUCCAGAAGCGGGCAAACUCUUUUCUGGAGGAGCUCAAGCCGGGCUCCAUGGAACGGGAGUGCGUUGAGGAGCGGUGUGACUUUGAGGAGGCCAGUGAGAUAUUUGAAACCAGGGAAGCAACACUAAAUUUUUGGAGCAAGUAUGUAGAUGGAGAUCAGUGUGACCCACAGCCUUGUUCCAACGGGAUCUGCAAGGACAAUAUUGGAACAUUUUCCUGCAUCUGUAACAAAGGCUGGGAGGGGGUUUUGUGCAAUUAUGAGACCAAAUACACCAACUGUUCUGUCAAUAAUGGAGGAUGUGACCAUUUCUGUAAGGAUGACCCUGUCAACCAGUGCCGCUCUUGCAGCUGUGCAUCUGGGUAUCAGCUGAUGAAUGAUGAUACCAGUUGCAAGCCUGUAGUGGAAUUCCCCUGUGGAAUAGUGAAAAUGGAAGACAUGGAACCCAAAGCAGCAUUCAAUAUUCGGCUCAUUGAGGGAAAAGGAGGAAGAAGGGGAGGCAGCCCUUGGCAGGUUAUGCUGCAAAAUAGCAAAGGGAAAUUUCUCUGUGGGGGUGUUCUCAUCCAUCCAUCUUGGGUCCUAACAGCAGCACACUGCACUGAGGCAGGAGAGAGGCUCAAAGUAAAACUUGGUAAAUUCCACCGUCUCCGCACUGAGGCAGAGGAGCAAACUAUUUGGGUUGAUAAAUGUGUGAGCCAUGAGAAUUACACCAAGGAGACCUCUGACAACGACAUCGCCAUGCUGCACCUGGCUGAGCCCGUGAUGUACAACAAAUACAUGCUCCCCAUCUGCCUCCCCACCCGUGACCUGGCAGAGCAGGAGCUGACAAGAAGUGGGAAGCAGAUGGUGGUAACUGGCUGGGGCAGCACGGCUGACGAUAACCACAGUUACUCUACGCUCCUCAGUUACAUUGAAAUCCCCAUUGUUCCCCGCAAUGAGUGUGCCCAGGUGAUGAGAUUUACCAUCUCUGACAACAUGCUGUGUGCUGGCAGCUUAGGGGACAGACAGGAUUCCUGCACUGGGGACAGUGGAGGCCCUAUGGUCACUAAAUAUCAGGACACUUGGUUUUUGGUAGGACUGGUGAGCUGGGGCGAAGGCUGCGGGAGAAAGGACAAAUUUGGAGUCUACACCAAAGUUAGUCAGUAUCUUGAGUGGAUCCAGCACCAUAUAAAUGAGAUGUCAGCUUAUUUGAAAGGUUGAUUCUGAUACUGAGAGCCUGGAAUAUUGUGGCUAUGUGCUAGUGACAGUGUGCAGUGUCGUGUACUGUCAGAUCAUCAGUAUUAAAUAUUAAGUAUGUGUUAACCUUGUGUGCUGUUUUCCUUGGUACAGUCCUGUCCUUUCAGCUUUAACAUAUUAGCCACAGGAACUAUUUUGGUUUACAGAUUUCUUUUGUC